AUGUUCCACUAUCCCACCGCCCCAUCAGUCUUCGUCGACCCCUAUGAUCCCUAUGCCCCCCACCAUCAACCUUUCUACGCUGCGGGACCGUCUCGACUCUCCCAAGCUCAACGUCAGCGCGAGCUUUACCACGAACAACGCCGCCGAGCACUCGCGAUGGAGGCGCAACGACGCGAGAGACAACGAUUGGCGUACGAACAGCACCUGAGAGAGCAAGAAUGGGCUCGACGAAUGAACUACUCAUCCUUCUGGGAUCCACGACAAAAGGAUCAUUACGUUCACCAUGACGACGACGGCGACGAGCGCGAGGAUGAGUACGACUCUGCCGAGGAAUCCGAGUCGGAGCCGGAGCCGGAGCCCGAGCAGGCGCAAGGAUUUUCGACGCGACAAGCGCACAUCUCACAAGAAGUUUCAUCCUCCAAGCGGCCCAUCUCUCCGAAAAGGUGUGGCAUCUCAAUCCCCAUCCCCGAGCCUGCAUCGUAUGGUCCAACCGAAGAAGAUGCCGCCACGACCUUGCAAAAACACUUCCGAGCCCGACUCUACCGUCGCCAGGCCUUGGCUGCGCUCAAGGCCCUUGCCGACACUUAUGCGCAACGCUCCAAGGUGGAAAUCCCUACCAAGCUACAUGCGUACAACGGGAAGCUCGCUUACGACUCUCACAACGCCCCAUUUCACGCUUACGAGGACGCGCUGGUCAAGCUGCUUACCCAGCUCGACGAAAUUUCGACCAAGGGCGACGACAAGAUCAAAGCGGCACGCAAGGCUCUUGUACGCAAGAUCGAGAAGGAACUGAACCGCCUCGAUCAAAUUAAGGAAACUUCGCUGGCACAAGUCGCCCUGUUGGCCCCAUCACUCGAGGCAGAGGAUUCGGGGGACCAGGAUGCCGGCUCGGAGGGUGAACAGAUCGCUGGGGCCGAGGACGAAGAGGAAUGGCACGGUAUUCCCUCCGACACUGAAUCCGAAGCCGAAUCUACUGGCGACAUUGAACCACUAGUAUGA
Molecule: messenger RNA, 999 nt
Organism: Microbotryum saponariae
Lineage: Eukaryota; Fungi; Basidiomycota; Microbotryomycetes; Microbotryales; Microbotryaceae
Source: the annotation of a GenBank genome assembly